Molecule: messenger RNA, 447 nt
Organism: Puccinia graminis f. sp. tritici CRL 75-36-700-3
Lineage: Eukaryota; Fungi; Basidiomycota; Pucciniomycetes; Pucciniales; Pucciniaceae
Exons: 4
Coding region: 1-447 (148 amino acids)
Source: RefSeq, a predicted model, not a curated record
AUGUUGACCGGCACUGGUAAAAGUACGGUGGACCUGGACCGACACCAGUUGUGCCACGAAAAACGAAAACCAAAUACAGGGUACAGCUCCGUUUCCGUAGCUGUAGCCGAAGACCGACUGCUGUACGACCAUUCGCGGGGUCUCUCCCGACCCCCCGAGGCUCAGGGCCUCAGCGAGCUCACCAACGCCGGGCCUGGCCCGGCAGGACUCGUUGUUGGCAAUGUACCCUCGUUAUCAAACGAGGGGACCGUCAUUAGCCAACAGAAGCGCGGCGAAGGUGCCAUAGUGGAGGUGACCUGCUCCAAGCGCCGGGCUCGACUGCAGAAGCCACACUGCAAAGUCAGGAUGCAAGUGGGUCGGGUCGACCCGUCGGGUACCCGCGACCCGGCGGGUCAUGGGGCGGGUUUGGACAUGUACUGGGUGAAAAGCAACCCGGCCCGAGAAUAA